Messenger RNA from Mollisia scopiformis, 1188 nucleotides. RefSeq lists its product as uncharacterized. NCBI's taxonomy places the organism in Eukaryota, Fungi, Ascomycota, Leotiomycetes, Helotiales, Mollisiaceae. Gene Ontology annotation, molecular function: phosphatidate phosphatase activity. Bases 1 to 1188 code for a protein of 395 amino acids. Gene Ontology annotation, cellular component: actin cortical patch. The transcript is spliced from 3 exons. The record is from RefSeq and is a predicted model, not a curated record.
AUGGAGCAUCGAACCCGAAGGGAAUGCAAGUUCCACGAGGUAGAAUGCAAGCUGCCAAACAUUCGAUCGAGUCCUGCAUCCGAUCACCGACCCACAGAAGCUCAAGACAUACUCUCAUACCUAGGACCUUGGAACCCGUUGGGGGAGAAGGUCAGCGGGAAAGAUACUGUCUGGCUUCUCGACAAUACGGCAUACCGCAACGCGAAGACUGGAAAAUGGGAGGCAGAGUUCGUCGCCGCUGUGUUUGAUCAGGAUACAGGUGUCGAGGUUAGCACAGUAGUUGCAAAUGUGGCGGAGAAGGUUGGUCUGGGAAAAGGUGAUCGCGCCGAAGCAACCAUACAAGAACGGCUGAUGCCUUUCAUGCAAACCAUUCUCCCGGGUCGUGUGGUGGCAGUUGAUUUUGAAGAUCAAGACAAGCUCAAGUUGGGCCCAGGAGGCAGAAAUGGAAUCAGCAGCGAUAUCAGGAGCGUGCCGGAACACAAGGAUGGUGAAAUCGUGGAGAGUACUGCUUUGGUGCCACAAGGCGCUAAUGGAGUUUUGAAUAUGAGCACAGCUUAUGCAGAACCUGAGGGGUGGGGUGUCAUCUCUGACAUUGACGAUUCCAUCAAAAUCACACAGACAAGCGACCCUAUUGGCAUACUCAAAUCGACGUUUGUCUCUACUCCCACGCCCAUCACUGGCAUGCCGGAGCUGUACACAUUCAUACAGCGACUGAUCAAACCAACUUCUCCAUUUUUCUACCUCUCUGCCUCGCCCUACAACCUCUACUCCUUCCUCAAGGAUUUUCGAAACAACUUUUAUCCUCCAGGAACCAUCAUACUUCGAGACGCAAGCUGGAUGAAUCUGUCUGGUCUUCUAUCAAAUCUGACUCUUGGCACCCAAGACUAUAAAGUCGACCGCAUGACGAAAAUCAAUUCAUGGCUACCACGCCGAAAGAUGAUUUGUGUGGGUGAUUCGACGCAGUCUGAUCCCGAGGCUUAUGGCGAAAUAUACCGAAAACAUGCAGGGUGGAUCAAACUGAUCCUGAUCCGCAAAGUCACGGACAUAGCAGCAAUUGGUAUUUCUGAGAAGAACGAACCGAAGAGAUUCCAGAAGGCUUUUGAAGGGGUCCCAUCGACCCUCUGGCACGUAUUUGAAACUCCGGAGGAGUGUUACCAGCUUGUGAAGGACGCUGUGGCGAGGGGCUGA